Phalaenopsis equestris is the source of this 2134-nucleotide messenger RNA. Its product is annotated as cytochrome P450 86A1. Lineage: Eukaryota; Viridiplantae; Streptophyta; Magnoliopsida; Asparagales; Orchidaceae. The record is from RefSeq and is a predicted model, not a curated record. The transcript is spliced from 3 exons. Gene Ontology annotation, molecular function: monooxygenase activity; iron ion binding; oxidoreductase activity, acting on paired donors, with incorporation or reduction of molecular oxygen. The coding region runs from base 440 to 2011 and encodes 523 amino acids.
AAAAAAAUGGCUUUCUUGAAAGUUGAGUUAUGCCAUCCUUUAAGGGUUACAAUUUGCAUGUAUCAGUGACUUUUUUUUAAUACCCCCAUUAAAAAUGUCCAAGCAGAAAGCAUGGAGAAGAAACUUCCCCCUUUAAAUGUUAAAAUAGAUGAGCCGUUCGGGAAAAGAGAGAGCAAUCAAGAAGCAGGUAGCGGGUAUCCAUAUUCCCUUUGCAGAUGGAAAGUGUUGGGAGCAAGGAAAAGCAGUGUGUAAACUCUCUUCCUACAAAUCCCACAAGCGGACCCGCUGAUCGAUUUUCCAGCCAUCAAGUGAACGGCUGGCGACCAAUGCAGGAAUUAAUGGCUGUUUACAACAACAAUUUCUCCAACUCGGAAGAAAGGCAGCAGCAAAGCUCGAAACUCCUCCCCUUCAGCUGUAGAUCGUUGAGAAGAAAAAUAGAAUGGAAACGGAAAUAGCGGCAGCAACUGCGCUCUUGUUUGUGCUGGUGUUUACAUACCUGGCAUGGUUUUGGCUGAUGAGCCGCAAACUAACGGGCCCCAAAGUGUGGCCACUCGUGGGCAGCUUGCCUGGCCUAAUCGCCAACCGCAGCCCCACCCGUAGCCGCAUCCACGAUUGGAUCGCCGACAACCUUCGAUCCACCGGCUCUGCCGCCACCUACCAAACCAGCGUGCUGCCACUGCCCUUCGUUCGCCAGGGACUUGUAACCGUCACCGCCAAUCCGCGCAAUAUAGAGCACGUUCUCCGCACCCGCUUCGACAACUACCCAAAGGGUCCGAUUUGGCAGUCAGCCUUCCACGAUCUUCUGGGCCUUGGCAUCUUUAACUCCGACGGUGACACCUGGCUUCUCCAGCGCAAGACAGCUGCCCUCGAGUUCACCACCCGCACUCUACGCCAGGCCAUGGCACGUUGGGCCAACCGGUCCAUCAAGACCCGCCUGUGGCGCAUCCUCGCUGACCACUCCAACUCUUCAUCUUCCGUCGACCUUCUAGACCUCCUCCUUCGCCUCACUUUUGACAACAUAUGCGGACUCACCUUCGGAAAGGAUCCGGAGACGCUCUCUCCUGACCUUCCCGACAACCCUUUCGCUCGCGCAUUCGAUACAGCCACCGAAGCAACGCUCCAGCGCCUCCUCUUCCCUGGCGUGUUCUGGCGUAUCAAGAAGGCGCUGGGGCUCGGUAGCGAGCGCAGCCUCCGCCGAAGCCUUAAAGUUGUCGACCGAUACAUGACGGAAGCGAUUAAUGUACGAACGAAUAACCCAUCCGAUGACCUGCUCUCGCGCUUCAUGAAGAAGCGGGAUGGAAAUGGCAACGCGUUUCCAGCCUCCGUCUUGCAGUGGAUCGCCCUUAAUUUUGUGCUGGCCGGGAGAGACACCUCCUCGGUCGCCCUCAGCUGGUUCUUCUGGACGCUAAUGCAGAGGCGGGAUAUCGAGAGGAAGGUUCUGGCGGAGAUGGCGUCAGUGCUGAGGGAGACGCGGGGGCCGGAUGCAAGCAGUUGGGUGGAGAAUCCUCUUGAAUUUGAUGAGCUUGAGCGGCUGGUUUAUCUGAAGGCGGCGCUGGCGGAGACUCUGAGGCUUUACCCAUCGGUGCCGGAGGACUCCAAAUACGUGGUGGCUGACGACGUGCUGCCAGAUGGAACGGCGGUGAAAGCGGGGUCAACCAUUACCUACUCAAUCUAUUCGGCCGGGAGGAUGGAGUCGAUAUGGGGGAAGGAUUGCUUGGAGUUCAAGCCCGAACGUUGGCUGACGAGGUCUGAUGGCGGCCACAGCUUUCAGUUUGAGCCGAGUAUGGACAAGUACCGAUUUGUAGCUUUCAACGCUGGUCCGAGGACGUGUUUGGGGAAGGACUUGGCUUAUCUCCAGAUGAAGACGAUCGCGUCUGCGGUGCUGCUGCGCCAUCGCCUUGAGCCGGUGGCUGGGCAUCGUGUGCAGCAGAAAAUGUCGCUGACACUCUUCAUGAAGAACGGAUUGCGCGUGCACGUGAGGCCCAGGAACCUCAAGGAAGACAUCUGCUAGCGCGGCUUCUGAUGCUCCUCGCUGCUACUAUAUCUGACCACUACGCCUAUUCUUCUACUUCGUUUGCAUGAUUGAAUGGUUCCUUUGCAUCGUUUUUUUUUUUCCCUUCUAUUUUAUUUGUGU